AUGGGUGAAGUACUAAUGACAAAUACAUUCGAUGACAUCGAAUUAACACGUAUUAUUCAAAGUAAUCAUCGAAUGCGUCAAAUGGUUCAACAAGCUACAAAUGAAUUUUUAUCAUUACAGAGUGAGCUAUUACAACAAAUAGAAAAAGAAAAAUUUGAUCAAACAAUUGAACGAAAGUCAAAACCAUUGAUUGAUAUAUUGAAAAUUCAAAGAUUGAAUAAGCAAGUAAUUGCUGAUAAAGUGCAAUUAGCAUUUGUUGGUGAGAAUUCAUCCGGUAAAACAUCAUUAAUACAUUUUCUUUUGGAAUCGGACCCAUUUUUACCGUCUGAUGUUGGUUCAGUUAGUGCACGCAUUAUUCACCUGACAUAUUCAAAUAGCACAGAAGCAUGCCUAUAUGUUUAUCAAUCAAUAAAUGAACGACACAAAGAACCUAUUGAAAAGGUUAAUUUAAGUGAAUAUUUUCUUCAGCCAGAGCCUAAUUGGAGUGGCGUUAAAGAUGCUAUUCAACAACAUGUUGCACGACCAGAUCCCGAAAAGAUUCCCAAAGAUUCCACUGAGUUUGCUGAAUGGGCAAAACAUUUUGUCAAAAUUCAAAUCCCAUCAAAGCUUUUAAAAUUGGGUAUAGAUUUGUAUGAUACACCUGGUUUGUUAUUCUCGGAUCCACCAGUUUUAAAAAAGAAUUUACGUGAUCUCAUCAAAACAGUAAUACCAACAGUUGUUUUUAUGUAUGAAAAUCCAUCAGUUAUCAGUGACACGAAAGACUGUUUUUUGGCGUUAAAAGAAGCACUUGGUAAGCAACUUGAUGAUACUAGAAUAUUUUUCUUGAAUACAAAGGUUGAUAUCGGUACGAUUAUCACUAAUGAUGAAGAGAUAAACGCUCAAGAGUUCGAAAAACGAAUUCUAGUCAAUACACGCGAAGAACGUAAAAAUCUCCUGCUAAAAGCACCUGGCAUGGCUGAACAAAUAUCCCAAUUUGGUGAUUUUGACAUCAUUUCUGUAGAAUCCCAGUGGGAUCCAAAUGGUGUGAAAAUGAAUCAGUUAACAGUUGAUCAUUUAAUUCAAUUCGUCGCUAAUUCAGAUUUAAAACUAGCAAAAAAAGUUAGUGCAUUAGUUCUAUCGACAAUCAAUUCAUUUUUUGAUUUCGCAUUUGUUACAACGCAUCGAACACAUGAACAACUACAAGAAUUACGUAGAAAUGCUGACAAAUGGACUGAAAACUAUUUCAUUCAUUAUCAAAGUGAUUUAGAUGGCACUUUAAGAAACUUAUAUGACGUUAUUGCAAGCGAAAUAAAUGAAAAGAUGGAAAGUAUUGUUCAAAGAGCAGCAAAACUGGACGCUGUUGAAACCAUGGGACAAUAUAUUAGAACUCUUGUGAAAGAAGAAAUUAUUAGUGCAAUUAUAAACAAAUUCAUUGAAGAUUAUGCAAUAAGAUCAAUUGUCCGAGCAUUUUUUGAUUCGUCUCUCUUAAAUAAUGCCGAUAAAAAUGAAUUUUUAGUCGCUGUACAACAAAAUCUUUUAGGCCAUCAAGUAAAUACAGAUGAUGAAACGUUUUGUCAACUUUAUUUAUGUAAGGCUAGUAUAAAACCAUUAUAUUUUAUUUGUGAUAUACUGAUUGAAACAGAUGAAGAAGAUAACGAUACAAAAGCGAGAAAGAAUUCAGGGCGUAACGAAUUAAAAAAGAAACUACGUCAAGGUAUCAAUCGAAGAAUUGUGCAAUCGAAAAAUAUGGAGCGAAGAGAUAUAGCGCAGCAAUAUUUAAAUGAUAUUCGAUCAGGAUUUAUGAAGCAAAAAAAUCAUCUAAAUCAAAUCCUUGAGCAAUGGUGCGAGGAGGAAAAACAAGAAGUGAAAGAAAAAAUCGAUGAACAAUAUGAAUUAGCAAAAAGACUUUUACCACAAAGAAAUAAAGCCUAUGGCGUAACCAAUAAAUAUUUUGCACAAUUUGCACAUAUUCAAUGUAAAUUAAUUAUUGCUCAAAGUUUAACUUCAUUUAAUGGGCAUAUUCCCAGACUGAACUUAGCGGAGCAAAUUUUUAUCGAUGACAACAAACUUUUUCAGUUUUAUUCAGCUGAAUGGUUAGAUAAAAAGGAUUUAAUUGUUAAAAAGUUGAAAAACGUGUCCAAUGUGCAGUAUUUAGAAGCACAUUAUUAUCUAGAACUAUCAAAGAUGAGUAUUCCGAAUUGUCUUCCAUUAUUGUAUCUUUAUGAAAAUAGUGAUAGUGAAUUGUGGAUGUUUUUUCCAAAAUAUGAAUGUUUAGAAAAUAAAAUAAAUACAUUAACAAUUAAAAAUGUUUUCAAUGUUAUUCGAACUAUAGCGACAUGCCUCCAAAAAUUACAUGAUAAUGAACUUAUUCAUGGAAAUGUUAAUGUAAGAAAUAUUUACAUUAAAAAUGAUGACGAAUAUUUAUUAGGUGACUUUCAUUCUACAAGAAUGCAUGAAACUCUUGAGGAAUAUGUUCAUAAAUACAAAAAACAUCAGGAACUGAAGAUAGUUGGGAACGAUAUUUAUUCUCUUGGUGAAUUAGGAAUGUUGCUCUAUGAAUCUUUGGGAAAAAAUGAAAAUAUGGUGAAAAUACUUGAUGAAUUUAAUAGUUGA
Molecule: messenger RNA, 2592 nt
Organism: Rotaria socialis
Lineage: Eukaryota; Metazoa; Rotifera; Eurotatoria; Philodinida; Philodinidae
Source: the annotation of a GenBank genome assembly